CGAAGAAUUUGAAGGACCUGCCAAAAAUGGAAAACCGGGAAGAAAAUAUUGGAUUCAAGAUGCUCCUGAAGAAAUGUUUGAUGAGAUUGUUGAACAUUUUGUGACUGGAUUUUUAAAGGAUGAACCAGUUUCAAAAUAUUUAAAUGGUUUGUCAGAUGAUAUAAGCACUCAGGAAACGCGCGUGAUGCAUAAGCAUCUUCUCGAAGAAAAAUGAGUCUGGUUUGUUUAACAAAAAAUGACAAAGGUGACACAGUCCUAGCGGGUUUUAAUGUUUUAAGUAUAUCGACACCUGAUGAAAAAAUUUCUGAUAUUAAAGUUGACGGAUGGUUUAUCAAUUUUAUUCUGAAGUUUUUCACUUACCUGGACGCCCAGAGAAAUGUCUUUCAAGAAUUCGGUGUUGACAAGUGCUUGAAAGCUAUGGGUUUGUAUGUACUACCAGAUUAUCGAGGAGAAGGCCUGGGAUGGAAACUAUUACAAGCCAGGAUACCAUUAUGUAAAAGUAUGGGUAUCAAAGUUACUACCACCGUUUUUACAUCGAUAGUUUCCCAGAAACAAGCCUACAAAGCUGGUUUUCAAGAUUAUUUCAGCGUUGAUUACGAUGUUUUAGGCAAAACGAAACCAGAAUUUAACAUUCCCAACAUUCAGGAACACACGAAAGCUGUUAAAAUAUUAUACAAACUUGUAGAUUAAAUGUUAAACAUUAACAAAAUUAAGGUUUUUCUGAAUAUGUAGCCAAAUAUUUGAGAAUUUUAGUACAUUUUAAUAAAUUGUUAUAAAUCA
Molecule: messenger RNA, 780 nt
Organism: Dalotia coriaria
Lineage: Eukaryota; Metazoa; Arthropoda; Insecta; Coleoptera; Staphylinidae
Exons: 4
Coding region: 211-690 (159 amino acids)
Molecular function (GO): N-acetyltransferase activity
Source: RefSeq, a predicted model, not a curated record